UACAUUCUUGUGUGCAAGAAGUUAACAUGGAGAAACACUGGUCUGCAGUUUGUGCAUUGCUUUUAGCACUCAGUGCAUAUAUGCACUUUAACACAGUUCUUGCUGCAGAAGCUGAUCGCAAUUUAACAGUGAUUCUUCCAAAACCAGGACACUGCCCACGUCGCCUUAAUGUUGUCCCAUCACAUAAGGGGUGUGUGUGUGAUGAAGACUGUCCUGCAGACCACAAAUGCUGUGUCUUUGACUGUGGAGCUGUCUGUGUCCCUCCGGCUUUCACAAAGCCAGGAGUGUGUCCUCGCAGGCGCUGGGGAUCAGGGUUGUGUGCUGAAUUCUGCUUUAAUGACAGUGACUGCCCAAGUAAUGAGAAAUGCUGCUACAAUGGAUGCGGACACGAGUGCAUUGCACCAUACACAGUGAAGCCAGGUCGCUGCGCUCUGCCCCAGGGAACCCCCAUGUGCGCUGAGUACUGCUACCAUGACGGUCAGUGUCCAGGAGAGCAGAAGUGCUGCAGGACGACCUGUGGCCACGCCUGCAGUGAGCCCUGCUGAUCGGACUAACGCGUGUCUGCAUGUGUGCAUUUGUUUGGUUUCUUUCAUGCAACAACUCAGAAAAAAAAGUAUUAUGUUUCUACCUUUUCAUAGUAGCACACUUUGGUACUAUAUUUGAGCACCGGUUUGCACAAAGUUUGAUUGUUUGGAUUGAGAAGGUGAAGUGCUUUGCUUAAAGUUAUUCUCUGUACCUGUACUUUAAGUACAUACAAAAAUCAGAUUUUGUGAAUACUUUUAUGGUUAAAUAAUCUACACUUGUAAAGAAUUAUAAUAAUAAUAAUCUGUUGUACUGUUGUUGUGACACAGUCAGAGGGAUUGUCCACUAGUAAUCUUUUUCCCCUCUGAGCCAGUCUGACUAAACUUUCCUGUAAAGACAAAGUGGUCACUUUGGAAAACAUCCUUGGACUGGAGAGGGAUUAGCUGGCAGGGUGCCACUCAUAGUUUCCAGAGCACCUGCAGUAUGUUUGUAUAUUAACUUGAUUAGUUUACAACUUAAGUAAUUGUACUUUGAUGUCACUAACAUUUUAGUUAAGUAGUAUUUCUGUAUGAGUAGCAGUACUGCAUAUUCUAAAUGUUGUAAAUGGAUGAAAAAUGUACUAUACAGUACUUUUAUAUCUGCUCCUCGUGCAGUUUGAAGGUAUGGGGCAUUUUCUAUUUCUUUGUAUCUCAAUAAAUAAACAUGUUU
Messenger RNA from Seriola dumerili (greater amberjack), 1230 nucleotides. It is a transcript of the gene wfdc2, whose product is annotated as WAP four-disulfide core domain protein 18-like. The record is from RefSeq and is a predicted model, not a curated record. Lineage: Eukaryota; Metazoa; Chordata; Actinopteri; Carangiformes; Carangidae. Gene Ontology annotation, cellular component: extracellular region. Gene Ontology annotation, biological process: antibacterial humoral response; innate immune response. The coding region runs from base 27 to 545 and encodes 172 amino acids. The transcript is spliced from 4 exons. Gene Ontology annotation, molecular function: peptidase inhibitor activity.